Messenger RNA from Schizophyllum commune H4-8, 536 nucleotides. RefSeq lists its product as uncharacterized. The record is from RefSeq and is a predicted model, not a curated record. NCBI's taxonomy places the organism in Eukaryota, Fungi, Basidiomycota, Agaricomycetes, Agaricales, Schizophyllaceae. The transcript has a single exon. Bases 139 to 438 code for a protein of 99 amino acids.
UUCCCCAUGACGAACUGAGUUGGCAGCCAGCAUACCGCUACCCCUUCACUUAUCUCGAGUGCGGGAGCGAGGGAAAGGUGCUAGGAAUGAAUGAAGGACUUACUGGUCUGCCAUACUUAGUAGACGGAAAUUAGCCUCAUGCCGCCUGCUGAGCCCGUCCCAAAUGCUCGUUGGAGCGCACCAAGAGCGUACAGCGCACAGCCUCCUGCCGCGCGCAAUGGUCUGACGAAAGGGACGGACACGCUGUCGGAUCCAAAACCCACCGUCACGCACCAUGCACCACAACAUGAACCUUCGCAUCCAUGGGUGGACGCGCGCCCUAGACCCCGACCAUGUCAUCCAAUCCGCUGGUCAUGUCAUCUAUGCCACUGGUGUUGGAGGAAGGACAUCACCAUGAUAUCAGCGUUGGGCUUUGAGGCGAAUUCGCCGGGUGUAUAAGAGCGGGUGGCCACUGCCGAUGGUUGUCAACUUCCCCACACCCCUGAACGACUUCAUACCUGGCAUCUAAGCACAUUACUACAACACGAUGACCGACA